UUUUUUUCUUCCUUUUACUCUCUCUUUUCUUUUUUGUCAAACAGCAACAAUACCUAAAAGACAAGGCAUGCUCACAGGACUAUCGCCUGCUCCAUCACGUUUCUUCUUUUGAACCUCCUCUCAGACACAUGUUAAACCAUUCUCCUCCUUUUUCUUCUCCUUCUUUUUACUCUUACUCUUUCUCUUACUCUUUCUCUUUCUUUUCCUUAUUAUUCUUCAACUUCAACUCCUCUUAACCUACUUCUUUUAUUUUCUCACGGGAAAACAGGAGGCUAUUGCACCAAACUCAAAAGUCUUCAAUUGAAGAAAAAGCAACGAGCAAUCCUGAAUAACGCAGCGCCCUUCCUUCCUAAACCUCUUUAGACUGUCUCCAAGCCAUACGGUUGGAGCUAUCUUAAGCACAAAUUUAUAUUUAUAUUUAUAUUACCAGCCAUGAGUUCAUCGGACAGCACAGCUGGAUCAGAUUUUGAAUUGGUCCAUGAUACUCACUUGUUGGAUAAUUUGAGUCGAGUCUCGGUUAAUCAUACUGAGCAAGCAGAAGGCACUUGUGGAGAUAUAUUUACUUUUUCAAUCCCAACUACGUCCAUCAGCGGUAGUAGUAGUUAUAGCGGCCAUAACAAUAGUGACAGCAGUGCUGAUACCUUGAAUCAUAGAAAACCAUCAAUAGCCACAACAACAACAACAACAACAACAACUGUAACGACAAUAGCAACGGCAGUGUCAGAAUCAGAAUCAGAAUCAGAAACAGAAACAGAAACAGAAGCAGAAACAGGAUCAGAAAGGAUAACAACCUCAGAAAUGAAUAGGACGACCCAAAGCACCAUCAGCAACAAUGCUCUGAUCGCAACGGAUAACAAAUCAAAGCAAUUGAGCCCUUCAGACAAAAACGAUAAAAGCCAAAAUGCGGAUGCAGAUUGCUGUGACCCCUUCUGCGCUAUCUGUCUGGAUCGAAUACAGCCUCGACAUCAUGCAAAAGGCACCCUUGCCUGUCGCCAUGAGUUUCAUUUGUCAUGCAUAUCAAUGGCAUUCUCAAUGAGUAAAGAUAUGGUGUGUCCCCUCUGUCGAUAUGUACACAAGGAUCAACCGUUCAUGAACUUGGAUUCGGAAGAUGAUAUCAAACCUACAUCAACGACUACUGCAACGACCACCAUGUCAACGAUGACAACAAGUUCAAUACACUAUCGACGUCUUUUCCAACGGCCACAACAGCAACAGCAACAGCAACAGCAACAUCAUCCAUUUUCACAUCCUCCUCCUACUCUAUCAUCAAUGUCAACUCUUCAUGAACAUCCGACCAGCGGUACUAUUCUCUCGAUGAUGCCUUCACUCUUUGAAGCCUCCAUAGGCCAUGGCCCAACUGCAGGUACGAUCCGUACUUCACCUGAUGGCAUCUUUUUGAAAACAUCCACGUGGCUACUGCUCUAUGCGAUGCCUUUCACUGUUGCACUUUGCUUCUUGGCCUUUGUCCUCGGAAAGGUGGAGACUAUGUGGUCAAAGGUCUCAUGUUUAAUUGGCGCUGCAAUUUGUUAUAUGGUCUGUUGGGGCCUUGUGGUGGCGAUCAUGGAUCCUGAUCAUGAAGCACGAGCUAUCUUGAACCGAUUGAAUGAGAUGCAAGAGCAACAACAACAACAACAACAAGUUGGUAGCAUCACAAACAUGAGUAUUAACACACGCGGUAGCAGUAGUAUGAGUGUCAGUAGUGGCAGUGAUAAUAAUGUUCACGACAGUAUAUUGACCGCAUCCACCAUUAGAAACGUGGAUAACGACACUAUCUCUGAAACAUUAUAUGAAUCAAGGAUUGAUCCUGCAAUCGAUACUAGUACAUUCGAUCUAAAUCUAGCUUCUUUGCCGGGAUCAUCAUCAUCAUCAGGACCGCCAACUCUAGAUGUCCCUCAAGACUUCUCUUGGACUGAGUGGGUUCAUCAGAUAUAUACUCAGGUUCUCCAGAAUAGAGUAAAGGACCUGGCUGCUAUUCUGGACGAUAUUCCAGACAUGAUGGGUGAAUGGUGAUUUGAGUUUUUUUUAUUUUUUUUUAUUUUUUUACUUUUUUAUUUUUUUAAUAAGGCCAUCUUUAAAGCACUAUCAAUAAAAGCUUUUCUAAAGAGUGUUUAACCGAG
Molecule: messenger RNA, 2117 nt
Organism: Lobosporangium transversale
Lineage: Eukaryota; Fungi; Mortierellomycota; Mortierellomycetes; Mortierellales; Mortierellaceae
Exons: 2
Coding region: 433-2010 (525 amino acids)
Source: RefSeq, a predicted model, not a curated record